Diprion similis is the source of this 1225-nucleotide messenger RNA. RefSeq names its product SREBP regulating gene protein. NCBI's taxonomy places the organism in Eukaryota, Metazoa, Arthropoda, Insecta, Hymenoptera, Diprionidae. Bases 249 to 1124 code for a protein of 291 amino acids. The record is from RefSeq and is a predicted model, not a curated record. Gene Ontology annotation, biological process: positive regulation of SREBP signaling pathway. The transcript is spliced from 4 exons.
ACACGGAAUAUCGCAUCCAGUUAGUAGAUAGAGAUCAGUGAUUUGCACGCACAUUGCACUCAUUAAUGAUUUAUAAUCCUCGAUUGUUGACAUGGUGUCGCAGUGGAACCGCGGUUUGAUGCUUUGUAGGUUACUAUGAAGUUUAAAAAUAAAUCAUACCUCGUCAAGAUCUGAAUGCCUUGGAAUACGGAAACCUAAAAAUUGAAACUAAACCUGCGACGAAAUAUUCAACAGCAAAAGCCUAAAUAAUGCCAAGUUGGACGACAUUGGUCAGACUGUUAAGACGUCGUCUUGUUCUUGGUGUCAUAUUUGCGGUUUCUCUAACUUACUGUGCACUGAGUUUAUUCCAGCAUGAGAAAGGAGCUCUGAUAGAGAGCGACGCCGAUGAUGAUCAGCUAUAUUUUUCGACUGACAAACCAUACCUCUGGGAAAUGCAAGUACUAAACGAAGACAUUGACCUCGACGAAGAGGCGACGUCUGCUCUUAACGGCAGUCGUCCAGUACGAAAUACUUGCCGAAAUUCUAUACAGGGCAAAGCGCUGAUUGUUGAUGAACAUGGACUUGUGUGUACCAGAGGUGAAGUUCUGCCAUCAGGAUGUUGUCCGGAAGAGAUAUCUAUUGCAAAUGAUAAAACAGAAGGAUCUGAUACAAACAUACAGACGUUAGUUAAACGAGAGCGUCAUAGUUGCCAAACCUGCAAUCCUGAAGGAUGUUGCGCAGUCUUUGAAUACUGCGUGUCAUGUUGUUUACGCCCAGGAAAGGCAAAUGAACCAGACGUGAAAUCUGCUUAUGAUCAGAAUCGCAAAACAAAAAAGACAGAGGAAAACGUGAUGCGUCACCGAUUGCGAACUCUUGAUCGAUUUCAAGUUUGUUUGGCUACAUGUCGAACUUCAAGUGCCUCGGUUAGACACGAGAAUACUUACAAGGAUCCACACUCCAAGCACUGCUACAACCUGCUAGCCCAUAGCGCAAAUUCUAAUCAACGUUAUCGGCGUGACUUGAAUCAUAUUUUCAAUAUUAAUAAUAACAGCAGCCCUAAAAAGGUUGCCCUUGCAUCUUUUUCUACUGCCUCAGUUCUUUCAGAUAUCCAUUUACACCAUCAUGUCGUACCCUCAAAUUCCUGAGAAUCUUUACUUCCAAUGAUUUUGUGUAAUCCACAAAAUUUCCGACCAACUGUUUUUUUAACGGAUUGGUAAUUACAGUCCAAUUUACUUCCAACGAGAAA